AGCGAGCUUGGCCUGCUUGGUAUUGUAGCGGGUCAAUCAAUAGAGGAACCAAGGACUAAACUAACAUAAAGAACCAUUAAUACAAUGAAAAGAAAGUACUGCUGAAGAUGUACAAUAUGGAACAUCAAAUGUCAAUCUUUAUAAUCUCAAGAACCCUGAAAGUGAUUAUUAGUAAAGGGGGCGAUGAGAAAGGAGUCUAUCUUUAUUGUAGUGCCUUCUAUUCCUCGAGAAAGAAUAGAGAAAACCCCCCCUUUGGAACUUCUCCUUCUAUUCCUCGAGAAAGAAUAGAGAAAACCCCUGGAGCUUCCCUUCUUGACCUUCUCCUUCCAUUUUGAUAGGCUAACAUAUAAUCUAGGUUGCCUUUCUAUGAGGACGAGCAGCCCAGUCUAGUCUCCUCUGUAGCUUCACGAAGGGUAAGGGAAGGGGUAUUUGGAAAUAGCUGCUCUGAGAAGCUGGGCUUAGGGUGUGCCUUCAUAGGUCGUUUCAGUGACUCAUAGGGCUUACCUCAGCUCAAACUGGUGUCGCUACCUCCCCUAGGACUUGAAUGAUUAUCCCUGCCCGAUGGGUCUACAUUCAUCCCGGAAUGUCGUCGGGUACUAUUAACUUCCCCGCCAUUCUUGUAACCGUCACCUGUAAUCCGCGCAGGUGUGUCUGCACCCCCUAAGAGUUGACGAGAAAGAAAGGAAUUCUCGGAGCCCUUCAAGACCCACUUUCCCGUAUGAGCAUUCGGUACAUGUAGAAGUCUGUGGAAGAGUGAAAGGGUCACAAAAAAGGAGGAUAUCCCCCCUAAUCUUAGAUGGGUCGUAAGAGGGUUCGCCGCGGUUCAUUGCUGUGCUGACACACUAGGCUACCCUUUUCCGAAAGCGUAGCGGGACUACCUAUCACUAGUCUUCGGCCGGAGGGGUUUAUUGCACGAAUGCCGGGACGCUAGGAAGCCCAACGAAUGUAAGAUGCAAAGCCCCGCACCUCAUUAAGAUCAUAUUGGCAUACUCUCCUAAAAAAAAUAGAGCAGACCCCAUUGAAGACGGGAGUGAGGUACAACAAGGCCAUUUCAGUCCCUUCUCACGGAGCCGUACGUGGACGUUACCGCUCAUACUGCUCCCAGCCAGCAAGAGUUAGCAAAGCUCUACAAGGAAUAGAAGUGUGGAUGAAUCGACAUCAAAAAACAUAGAAUCAUGAAAACCAACGUAUUAACAAGCGCGUUUCGAGUUAGUUAGAAAUCCAGAAUACAAUAUAUAACAUGCAUGAUUAGAGCAUCCCUUUCCAUACAAUAUAUAACAUGCAUGAUUAGAGCAUCCCUUUAAGAAAAACCUACUGAUCCCCGCCCACUCCAGCCACUUCAGCACCUUGUGAUCCUUGAUAAGAUCAUUACGAGCCCUCUAAAAGAAUGGUAGAUUUUGUUUGAUAAUGCCAUGGUUGAGAUUAUGAGUAAGAGAAUGAAUCUGGGAAUCCAAUACAUAUUCAUCCAGGAGCUUUUGCUCUCUUCAGUCGGGAAUACUUAACAUAUUCAUCCAGGAGCUUUUGCUCUCCUCUGUAUAGGGGGUUUAUAGAGAAAGAAGUGAGUCGAGGCGGAGGGGUUUAUAGAGAAAGAAGUGAGUCGAGGCGAGCCCGCUUCGCUUGACCGAUUCUUCGGAGUCGGAGGAAGAGAAACCCUGAACAAGAAGGCGAUGUGAGAUCAACAGCAAAAAACAGUGUUUUUAUGCCCCAGAAGAGCUGCCCACGGAUAAGAUAAGCCUAUAAGAACAAAGACGACUGGACACAAACAAAAGAAACCAGAAGACCCUAUUGAUCUUAUUAAAGCCCUGCCCCGAUGAUAGGCUCCUAUAGCUCGCUACACUACACUACAUAUCGGAAAAGGUCUCUCUAAACUUGGAGAUAAGAGAAUCAUUGGUUUGACCGACGAGCUACGUGGGAAAUACAAGAUCUAGGCAAGCCGAUACAUUCCCCUUUCCCUUGAACGAUAGAUGGAAUCACUACUUGGGUUUUCUCUUAGAUUAGAUACGGGUCGAUCGGUUCGCAUCUUACUUGGUAUGUUUUCGGAUCUAUAUUCUUCUAUCUAUAGGAGAAAUCGCUAUCUCGUUGCACCACACCGAUUCUCGCUCUUAUUCCUACCCCCCAUGCCGUUACUUUGACUGUUAGUAUGAUGAAUGAGUGUCAAGAGAGUUUAUAGAAGUUCCCUGUCCCUCCCAUAAAACCCAAUAGUUCUACUUGCCCUUCUUGACAACAAACUAAGGGUGCUGUUACAACGCCACCGACCAAACAUAGAGUAUGCUUACUUACAAGAUAAGGCUAUAUCUUAUAUGAUUGAAAACCGCUCUGCUCUAAUCAUUCAUUUGAGAUUGUAGGCCGUAUCAAUGAAACCGCAUAGAGAUAGCUUCAAAGAAGACAAGAAUAGCGAAACUCAACAACUACUGACUUACAACUGUGGAAUGGCAAUCUUAUUCCUUCCUAACUGUGGAAUGGCAAUCUUAUUCCUUCCUAUUAAAAACAUAUUAAGAUCCUAUGAGGCAGGUAAUCCUUUGAUUAAGAUCCUAUGAGGCAGGUAAUCCUUUUCCUAUUAAACAAACUCUCAGGUAAUCCUUUUCCUAUUAAACAAACUAUGAUUAUCCUCAAUGGAAUCCUAUAGUAGUUAAAGGUUGUAUUCACUAUGAUUAUCCUCAAUGGAAUCCUAUAGUGGUAUGUAUCCGUUUUUCUUCCUUCAAAAUCAAUAGAGAGAUAUAGAUCAAUAUAGAGAUAUCAAUCCAAAGUAUAAAGAAGUGGUUUUCUAAUUCCAAUAUAAAUAGAAUAUCUAGAAUCAAGAACUUAUUAAGGGCCUUUGAAAACAUUAUACAGUUUGCAU
Musa acuminata AAA Group (dessert banana) is the source of this 2839-nucleotide messenger RNA. RefSeq lists its product as uncharacterized. The record is from RefSeq and is a predicted model, not a curated record. Lineage: Eukaryota; Viridiplantae; Streptophyta; Magnoliopsida; Zingiberales; Musaceae.